ACAAGUGUUCUACCUCCGGCGCUUGCGCAGUGAGGAUUGCCCGGUUGCUGGUGCACCUUCCCGGGAGGAGAUGGCUUUAAGCGGCUGCUGGAUUCGGGCCCUUGCUGGGGGCGUUAAAAAGAGCCUGCAGCCGGCUGGAAGCUGGACUUCCGCUCGGGCUGCCUCCGGCCUUUCAAAGGACAUGCUGCCGGGUCCAUAUCCCAGAACACCAGAAGAAAGAGCAUUAGCAGCAAAGAAAUACAACAUGAGAGUGGAAGAUUAUGAGCCGUAUCCUGAUGAUGGAAUGGGACUUGGUGACUACCCAAAGCUACCAGACAGGUCACAGCAGGAGCGAGAUCCAUGGUAUGCCUGGGAUGAACCUGACCUGCGAAGGAAUUGGGGUGAACCGAUGCACUGGGAUUUUGACAUGUUCAUUCGGAAUCGGGUGGAUACCUCCCCAAGUCCCAUGGACUGGAUUACUAUGGUUAAACACUUCAGUGGCUUCCUAGGAUUUAUGCUGUUCAUGUUCUAUGUUGGGGAGUUAUUUCCUUCAUACCAGCCUGUGGCUCCAAAACAGUAUCCUUACAAUAACCUUUAUCUGGAGAAUGGAGGUUCACCUGAUGAAGAACCACCCCAAGUGAACCACUAUGAAAUAUAAUUAGAUUUCUGUGGCUGAUUGCUGGUUAUAUGUCAAUUUGGAGUUUAUCUUUUAUGUGUAAUGAAAUCAAUGACAUUAAUAAAAUCGCCAUCAUAUUUAUGAAAAAUGUGUUCCAAUUACUUUGCAGGAUGACUCUAAAGGCUAUAAUGGAACAAAUCUAGGAAAUGCAAAAGGAACUAAUCCACUACACAGGGUUUUAUGUUUCAGUUGCCUUUCAUACUCAAGUUAUCACUUUUGAAAUGAAUCAGAACUAUCAAUAAGAACAGAUUUCAUUGCGCUGGCACUGUUUUUGAGACAUAACCUCUCUUAUUCACUUGGACCAUAAGAAAUAGGAACAGGCCAUUCAGUCCCUCGAACCUGCUCUGCCAUUCAAAAUGAUCAUCACUCAUCCAUCAAUCCUUGUCCACUUUCUAUCCUUUCCCCAUAACCCUUGAUUCCUUUACUGAUUAGAAAUGUAUGUAUAUCAGGGUUAUAUCUAUAUCCAAGGACAAUGCCCCUACUGCUCUCUAUGGCAAGGAGAUGUAAAAACUCAACCGUCCGAGAGACAUUCUUUCUCAUCUCAGUCUUAAAAGGGCACCUGCUUUCUGAGACUAUGCCCUCUAAUGCUGGACUGUCCCAAGAGGGCAAACAUACUCUCCAGCUCCCUUAAAAAAAAAUCUUGUUUCAUUGCCUCUCGUUCUUUUACACUCCAAUGAGUAGAGUCUCACCUUCUUUAACCUCAUCUCAAAGAACAAUCGCUCCAUACCCAGGAUCAUCUAAGUUCACCUUCUCUGAACUGCCUGCAAUGAAAUAAUAUCUUCCUUAGUUGUUCACUGUACUCUAGAUGUGGUCAAAAUUGAGUUUAUUGUCAUAUGCACAAGUAUGUGUGUGCACAGGUGCAAUGAAAAACUUGCUUGCAACAGCAUCACAGGCACAUAGCAUCAUAUAAGUAGCAUUCACAAGAAAAAAAUUAUACACAAUAUUUCAAGAAAGAACACAAUUAGAACAAAAAAGAAAGUCCAUUUUAGUGCAAAGUGAUCAAAAUGGUCACAGUGUUGCUAAACUGUAGUGAUUAGAAUUGUGCUAAUUGGUUCAAGAACUGAAUGGUUGAAGGGAAGUAGCUGUUCUUGAACCUGGUGGUGUGGGACUUAAGGCUUCUUUCCCUCCUGCCCCAUGGUAGCUGCGAGAAAAUGGCAUGGCCCAGAUGGUGGGGAUCUUUGAUGACGGAUGUUGCCGCCUUGAGCCAGUGCCUCCUGUAGAUACAAUCGAUGGUGAGGAGGAAUGUGCCGGUAAUGUACUGGGCUGAGUCCACGAGACUCUGCAGUUUCUUGCGUUCCUGUGCAUUCGAAUUGCUGUACCAGACCAUGGUGCAACCAGUCAGGAUACUUUCAACAGUACAUCUGCAGAAGUUUGUUAGUGUUCAGUGACAAGCCGAACCUCCUUAACCUCCAAAGAAAGGAAAGACGCUGGUGUGCCUUCCUUGUGAUUGUAUCUAUGUGCUGGGCCCAAGACAAGUCAUCCAAUUAUGUUAACGCACAGAAAUUUAAAGCUGCUGACUCUCUCCACUGCUGAUCCUCCAAUAUAGACUGGCGUAUGUUUGCCCUCCUUCCCCUUCCUGAAGACAAUAAUCAGCUUUUUGGUUUUAUGAUGUUGAGCGAGAGGUUGUUGUUGCGGCACCACUCAGCCAGGUGUCCUAUCUCACUCCUGUAUGCUGACUCAUCACCACCCGUGAUUUGUCCAACAACAGUGGUGUCAUCAGCGAAUUUGUAUACUCACUAAUGCUUUGUACAGUUGCAGUAAGACUUCCCUACUUUUAUGCUCCAACUCCCUUGAAAUAAGGGUCAACAUUCCAUGAGACUUUUCUAUUAUUUGCCGCACUUGUGUGCUAGUUUUCUGUGUUAAUGCACAAAGACCCUCGAUUCCCUUUGUGCUGCAGCUUUCUGUGUUUUCUCUCUCCUUUUAAAUAAUGGUGUCUUUUUGUUCUUCCAUCCAAAAUGAACAACUUCAUAUUUUCCCACAUUAUACUCUAAUGGGCAAAAAUAUCUCUGUAAGCUGAUGGUAUCUUCCUCUCAACUUGCCUUCCCACCCAUUUUUGUAUUGUGCACAAAUUUAUGUUUUGUAUAUUUGUUUUCUUCUUCCAAAUCAUGAUUAUAUUUUGUAAACUGUUACGACCCCGGCCCUGAUCCUUCGGGCACUACUCUGGUCACAAGUUACUUUGGAACCAGUUGUAUGGUCACCGUAUAUCCAGGGUUUCCCAUAUAAGAUUUGACCUUACUUGAUUUAUCACCAGAUCAAAUUUUUUUGUCCUGUUUCUCCCAGGUGCAGUCGUCCAGAUGGUAGGUGAACCUGGGAGGCUUUUGGUAGAAAGGAAAUCUGUGCAAUAAAAGUCAAAUUGUGGGGGAAAAGUUUUACCGUACCGCUUUGAAAACUUCCACUGACUCCAUAGUCAUUAAACUUCAAUUAUUGACCAUUGACGAUGAUGUAUUGUAUAUAGCAUUUAAAAUAAUAAAAAUGUACUGAAGUGUU
Pristis pectinata (smalltooth sawfish) is the source of this 3142-nucleotide messenger RNA. It is a transcript of the gene ndufb8, whose product is annotated as NADH:ubiquinone oxidoreductase subunit B8. Bases 71 to 637 code for a protein of 188 amino acids. NCBI's taxonomy places the organism in Eukaryota, Metazoa, Chordata, Chondrichthyes, Rhinopristiformes, Pristidae. The record is from RefSeq and is a predicted model, not a curated record. Gene Ontology annotation, cellular component: mitochondrion. Gene Ontology annotation, biological process: mitochondrial electron transport, NADH to ubiquinone. The transcript is spliced from 5 exons.